AUGAAACUCGCCAGCAUCUAUGGUAUAAUGGCAUCUCCUUUGUGGAGCUUGAUAUUGAGCUCAGCACGCAUGAGUGGAUUGGCGAUUGACGUGGGACUUGGAUCGAACCACGGAGCGCAUCGGCAGAAGAACUACGGAAUUAAUGAAUCUAGUAGCCGUAAGAUGUAUGUUAUGUAUAAGCGUGACGGACACGGAACGUUGGAAUGCACAAGUCUUCGGACCUUCGAUGGAUUAGCACCUCUGACUCCUAAGAGACUGAUCGAGGAUGCUGUCACUAGCCGAAACCUCGGGUGUUGCAUUCAGACAUGUAUCGCUUCCAAUUCUCGACACACACAUCCAGGUUCGCCGAUCAACAGGCUCCGAAAUAGCCGACCCGGUUCAAGUUUUGUUCAAAUUUCCCCCUUCAACCAGAGGACACGCUCACCAUGCCAGCAUGUCCAAACUCCGGACAUGAUGAAAGAUACAAAUUUGCAGAGCUAUGUCCUUGAUCAACCCCGAAUGGAAAAUGUUCACGCGUCGUGA
Messenger RNA from Cantharellus anzutake, 522 nucleotides. RefSeq lists its product as uncharacterized. Lineage: Eukaryota; Fungi; Basidiomycota; Agaricomycetes; Cantharellales; Hydnaceae. The record is from RefSeq and is a predicted model, not a curated record. Bases 1 to 522 code for a protein of 173 amino acids. The transcript is spliced from 6 exons.